This is a messenger RNA of Penicillium atrosanguineum, 1791 nucleotides long. RefSeq names its product transcription factor domain-containing protein. The transcript has 5 exons. Gene Ontology annotation, molecular function: transcription cis-regulatory region binding; zinc ion binding; DNA-binding transcription factor activity, RNA polymerase II-specific. Lineage: Eukaryota; Fungi; Ascomycota; Eurotiomycetes; Eurotiales; Aspergillaceae. Bases 1 to 1791 code for a protein of 596 amino acids. Gene Ontology annotation, cellular component: nucleus. The record is from RefSeq and is a predicted model, not a curated record. Gene Ontology annotation, biological process: regulation of DNA-templated transcription.
AUGGAGUCGAGCGAACUCCAAAGUGGAACCCCUGCACCAUACGGCCGGGCUUGCAUCAACUGUUCUCGUGCUAAAAGCAAAUGUAUCUUGCUUGGCGUUGGAAAUGGCUGCGAAAGAUGCCAACGACUAAAGAAGGACUGUCGACCAUCGCCGACGGUUCGAAAGCGAAGUGGUCGCUCCUCUGCUUCAAGAACUGCCCAACUUGAAGCAAAGCUUGAUAAUAUUGUGUCUCUACUCCAGACAUCUGGUUCAUCUAGUAUCUCCACAGACUGGGAAUCUACACCGGCGAAAUCGCAAUCAGGCAUCGAACUUGGCCCACCAGGUCCAACUGGGGCUCAAGUCGGUGCUUCAGUUGGUGCUUCAGUUGGUGCCUCAGUCGGUGCUUAUGCCUCACCUGGGAUUUCAUCACCAUCAACAGCAGCUUGCUCACCUUCAUCAAAUGAGUUCUCAGUACAUGAUCUCUGCUCUAGACUUCCCAUUACCCCAGAUCAAGCGGAGAAGACCCUCAAUAUGAUGCGCACUCAGAAUCUGAAAUUCCUUCCUUUUGUCUAUAUUCCUCUACAUGUCACAGCUGAUAUGCUCCGUCAAGAGAAGCCAUUCUUCUGGCUUUGCAUUAUGGCGGUAACGACACCAGUGAACAUACACAGAGAGACAUUGUUUCGAAAAAUUACGAUGCUCAUUCAACAAAAGUUGCUUAUUGAGGUUGCGCCGAGUAUAGAUAUGCUCCUUGGCAUUAUGACAUUUAUAUCUUGGACGACUUACUCCCGAAAGCCAUUCCUUAACUUCUACGCACAUGUGCUGAUGGGCUUGGUGUGCGACCUUGGUAUCAAUCAACCCGUUGCCCAGGAACUUUCUACAAUGCAAGCUUUUAAGUGCGCGGUCGGUUGGAAACAGCAAAUCCCCACUAUCAGGACUCUGGAAGAGCGACGGGCCGUCCUGGGAUGCUUCCUGCUCACUUCGAGUAUCGCGUUGACAAUGUCAAAAAUCGAUGCACUGAGAUGGAACCCUCACAUGGAGGAGAGUCUAACCGUCCUCAUGGAAGCCAAAGAAUGCCCGGAAGAUGAACUUUUGGUCACACUUGUCAAAAUUCAGUUGAUCAUGGACAAGAUCUAUCACAUGCGGCGGGACGGCGAGAACAGAUCAUACUCGCUGUUGUAUACCAAAGCAUUCCAGUCGCAGCUGGAAUCGGUGAAGUCUCAGAUCCCCCAGCGCUUACAACAAGACAAGGCUGUUCUUUUAUACCUUGCCAAUGCCGAAAUCGUGAUUCAUGAGAUCGCCAUUGAGACUUCAUCUUUACCCAACUCCCCCGAGAUGCAUCGCCUCGAAAGUUUAUGCACAUGCCUCCAGGCGAGCAAGUUCUGGCUGGACACUUGGCUUGCGAUAUCUCCAGAUCAUCACAUUGGAAUUUCGUUCACGGUUUUUUUCCAAUUCUCUAGGGCUUUGGUCUGCUUGUACAAGCUCUCCACCUUAGAAGAUCCAGCCUGGGACAGAAACAUGGUACGAAAUACGGCCAAUGUCCUCGAAAUUCUCGAUCGUAUUCUUCAUAACCUGAAAAAGAGUUCUCGCAUCCUGUCAGAUCCCGAUCACUUGGAAUACAAUGUCUAUGAAAAAGGUGUUAAGAUGGUACAAUCCAUCAAACAGGGCUGGGAGCCAAAGCUGAUGGAGGUUUGGUUCCCCAAUUUACCAACCGAUGAAAUCAGCAACCAAUACGUCCAGACUCCUCUGCCUGAUGUUAUGCCUAUGACUGGGUUUGAUGAUGCGUGGAUGCUGGAAGUUUUUGGUUCGAUGUGA